This is a messenger RNA of Trametes versicolor FP-101664 SS1, 1357 nucleotides long. RefSeq lists its product as uncharacterized. Gene Ontology annotation, biological process: lipid homeostasis; nuclear envelope organization. The record is from RefSeq and is a predicted model, not a curated record. Lineage: Eukaryota; Fungi; Basidiomycota; Agaricomycetes; Polyporales; Polyporaceae. The transcript is spliced from 4 exons. The coding region runs from base 19 to 1194 and encodes 391 amino acids. Gene Ontology annotation, cellular component: nuclear membrane; nuclear envelope.
CGGUCGACGGAGACCCCGAUGGACUUCGAGUUUACGUCGAGACCAAGCAGUAACACGAAGCCCGUAUGGGCUACUUCGGGUCAAGACCCGCAUACACCAAAGAAACGUACCAUAACGGACGUGAACCCUUCGACACCAGUAUUCUCUGGUACACCCAGCACUCCAACAUGGCCAACAUUCAGCCAGCACAACAAUGUCCCCUUCCUCUUCAAAGAGCCCGUCCCACAAACCCCACACACGCCCGCUUGGGCACCACCAUCUAGCUUCUCGCCGCAGAAAGCGUUUCCCCAGCCGGAGCUCAAGGAUGUGGACAUGUCAGAGCCGGCCUCUCCGGAGAAGGAAAACGGGGGCGACGGUGAGCGGUCGCUUGCAGUGGGUGCAUUGCGGAGGGUCUUCAAGAAGCGGAACGCGAGGGAUCGGAGCCAGCUUGGGCGUCGGCGUACGAGGGUCGACGAUGACGAGAGCGCGGGAGAGGAUAGCGGCGAGGAGGACGAUGGGUACGGCGCCGUCACACGCAAGACAUCCAACCACUACACCCUCAACCUCGCUGGGCCCACCGCACCACAGUCUGACAUGCCAUAUCGACUGCUCGGCUACGUCCAAGUACUCUUCAACGCCUCGCUCGCGGCCAUCUUCAUCUACCUCGUCCUACAGUUCAUCUUCACGGUCCAGCAUGACGUCGAACACCGCGUCGCAGAGUACUCGAUGGACGCCGUGCAGGAGAUCGCCCAGUGCGCGAUGCUCUACAAGACGAACCUCUGCGCGCAGAACGCCGUGCCCGCGAUGGCGCACCAAUGCGCGACCUGGGAGACCUGCAUGCACCGCGACCCGUCCAAGAUCGGGCGUGCGCGCAUCAGCGUCGAGGUCCUCGGCGAGGUGCUCAACUCCUUCGUCGAGCCAAUCAGCUGGAAAGCACUGAUCUUCACGGUAGUCUCUCUCGCGUUCUUCACGCUCUUCGUCAACUCGGUCCUCAUGCUCUUCCGUUCGCGCACCAACCCCGCGACACACCUCGCGCCUACGCAUGUUCCGCCCCAUCUCAUCGCCCCUGCGGUACCGUACCACGCCCCUCAUGGGUACCUCCCUCCCGCACACGAGUGGGGCGGAAAGGGCUGGAGGCGUGGAGACGACGGGUCGGAGGAGCUCGCACCGCGGCGCCGACGACUGGAUGACGGACAAGCUGCCAAGAUCAAGUAGUGGCCGCCCGAGGGGAGCAUCGCUCGGUCAACCGGGGUUGCCGGCGGAACCUGGAGCGAAGUAUACUUGUAGAUGAAUAUGAAGACCACACGACAUUGAAAACAAAAGCGCGACACCCUCACUAUGCAUCACUAAUUUACGCAUACUGCAUAUUCACUGUUCC